GCUCUUCUUCUUUUCUUCCCCCUGCAUCGAACAAGUAGCCCAGCCCCGAAGCACCUCCCCUUGAGAAAACUGAGAAAAUUUCCAGAUCUGCUCUGCUUUGUCUUCACCGCUGGCUGCUAUGUGGGUGGGUGAUUUCUGGGCAUUUUUUCGAUUCCCCCGAAUUUUCCUUGCAAUUCCCGCCGGCUCCUCCCCAAUCUGCACUCCGGUUUUGCUUGCUGGAUUUAUGGUUCCUGAUUGUUCUGUCAGUUUAGCACUGGGAUCGAGUCUUCGGUUUUAUGCGAGUGGGGAAACGAAACCGAGGACGAGGAAACCACGGGAAGUGACGAGUUAGAAAGCUAGCCAUUUCGAGAUUGAUAUAGUUUUUAGAAAUAAAUCAUGCUUUUGUAAGGUAGAUUUUAUCUUGAAUUUAUGAGAUCAAAAUAGAUUUCGAUCAUUAGAUCAAUUACUUGGAUUUAAAUCAUUUUGGAUAUAAAAAUAAAUUGAGAUAUUUGAU
Rubroshorea leprosula is the source of this 493-nucleotide messenger RNA. Lineage: Eukaryota; Viridiplantae; Streptophyta; Magnoliopsida; Malvales; Dipterocarpaceae. The record is from the annotation of a GenBank genome assembly.